Messenger RNA from Coregonus sp. 'balchen', 14393 nucleotides. NCBI's taxonomy places the organism in Eukaryota, Metazoa, Chordata, Actinopteri, Salmoniformes, Salmonidae. The record is from the annotation of a GenBank genome assembly.
AUGGCAAACAACUUCGCCAGAAUUUUGUCCUCCAAACGAAAUGUGGGGAUUCUGUCAUUAAUUGGAGCCGGGUCUUUGACAGCGGGCUUUCUGCUCAACCAUGAACAUGUCACCGCUGGAGCGCAAGUACGGAGAGUGUACCCUGCCAGGUAAACCACGACGCACUUUACUGCUAUAUAUGGACAUUUUCAGUCUAGCCAUUUCAAGUGCGAGAGCGUAUUGACAUUCAGGAUUUAGAUACAGUAGCCUAAUACGUGAAUAAUAUGCUGACCUAGAUGAAAUUAUUUUACUGUCAAGGCAAUUCGAGCGACUGGAGACGAUUGUGGUUUUUUGAGUCUUUCCAUCAUAAAUAAGCUAGCCUAUUUGUGAAAAUUAUAACCGACCUAGGCCUGUUUAUUCUCGAAAUAUAUUAAACUUAUAUUGCGCCACGUUCUUUAUACCCAAUAAUGAAUCAUUAAUAUACAUAUAAAGAAUGAAAGAUGCAUUUUCUCACAAUAAUUAUCUGAAUGCUACAUGGUACCAUGAGGGAAUGUUUUUCCAACAAAUUCCAGGCUACAUUGAAAUGCUGAAAUUGAGUUGUUGAUUGAUGAGAGGGGUGUGCUUUUUCCGGGACCAUGGUGGAAUGGUCUAGAUUUGACCUUAUAUGACCUGCAUUGGGUCUGGGAAAACUCUGCUUUUGUGGCUUUAUAGGCCUAAUGAUAGGCAGAAUCUACCGCACACCCAAAACCGAAUGGAGGUGCUGUAGGUAAAAUGCUAAACUGGAAAAUGUGAUUGCUUCAUGUGUAUUAAGAAUUAGAGGAUAUUUCGUUUCCAAAGGAUAGUUGAAGAAUGCUCGACUUCUGGUGUGACCAGAUUGUAUCAUGUUUGUCGACACUGAUGCGUCAUCGGUGAUGACUGCGCUCUGUGCCAGGUGUAUACUGUACAUAGCGCAUGCAUGCAGUACAUGCCAAAAGCCCGCAACUAGUGGUAGGCUAUGUCAAAGAAAAGCUCAGGUAAGAUAUAAUUAUAGCUAGCUCUUAACAGUCAGAGCCAUAGAUGGAAAUCUCUGUAGGUGUUGAAGUGCAGUGAGUCUUAGGUUAUAAUUCUCAGGAGCAUCAUAAUAAUGAGCACCAAUUAGUCAUGUACACAUUUCCAAUUGAAUUUAGAAUUUAAACUGUCCUUGUGGUUGUUUAUCAAUUACAAUGAUAUAGCAAUCUUUUGUGAGUGACUGACUGUGUCCUGACAGUGCGGAGUACCCGGACCUACGCAAGCACAACAACUGCAUGGCCAGCCACCUGACCCCUGCCAUCUAUGCCAAGCUGGUGGAAAAGGCCACGCCCAACGGGUACUCCCUGGACCAGGCCAUCCAGACUGGUGUGGACAACCCUGGGCACCCCUUCAUCAAGACCGUGGGCAUGGUGGCAGGGGACGAGGAGUCAUACGAGGUCAGAACAAGGGGCAUUAGUUUGAGGCAGCAGUUAAAGGUCAACGUAGUGAAGCCAUAGGCUGUGUUUGUUCUCUCAAAGAAUUGAUUGAAAUCAUGAUGCAAUUUACGCCUACACAUGCAGACCGUAGUUUUCUGUAGCUAGUUACAGAAAGCUAAACCAACAACCACAAACCAAAAUGGUAAAUGCAGGUCCAAAGAAGAACGCUAGCUAGCAAUUGAUUUGUUUUUGCAUAUUUUUUGGGAACUUCUGAUGACCUAGCGUGGUGAGGGAUGAACAUGAAUUUCUUCAGUCAUGAUGCAAGUGGCACUAUGCAGUCAAAUCCUUCCACAUGGAAUUUCUAGUUUGACCAGCAACUGAUAUUUUUGAAUUCGGUUGUCAUUUUGGCAAGCUUGUUAGCAACAAACUAUUUAGCUAGCUUCUAACCUAGUGUUUGACAUGCAAUGUGAUCUCGUAAUGCACAGUGUCGACGAGUGUCCUGACGAAGGCACUAUGUGUGAUUUAGUAUUGUUUUCUUUGGCAACUGUGGUAUAAGCAGGAUAAACGCCUCCGUUCUGUACAUUACCAUGGAAAAAUGUACUCCGCAAAGGGACUUGCGCUGCGUCGUCCAUUAUUUCCAAGUUAUAUCAUGGCAUUGUUGAAUACUGGUUUCUGAUUGGCUUGAAGGGCAUUCUAGAGCGUGCAUUACUUCCCUAUAACACACGGUAUAUCAGCACGGUAGAAUUCAAUGGCUAUAGUUAAUUUCAUAAAUGUUCUAUGUUUGAACUGCUUUUGAAAGCAAAAAUCAAAUUGGAAACAUUAUUGGCAUUGUUGAAUUCGAUUUUCAUAAUAGCAAGCUAGGACUGAUGGUUAGCUAAAUGAGCAAGUCUGUUGGUUUGGUUACCACGGCAACUACUGUAGCUAUCUAGUCAACUUGCUAGCUACUUCAGUGGAUGUUGAACACAUUUCUACCUGCAAAUGAACAAAUUUCUAGCGGCAAAUGUGUUAAAUUAUAGCUAUGGUAUGAAAGGGCCAUAUACCACACCCCCUCGGGCCUUAUUGCUUAACUAAACUGCAUUUUAAUACUAUACUGUAAGCCUGUCUAGUAGUUUGUAAAGUGACAAUGAUAAUUUAAAGAACUCCCAUCCUUUCAGCUUAGGUGUGACAACUAUUGUAGGCUAUAUUAUGAUGUUAUAUGGUCAGACUUCUGAUGUGGAUGUGGGGGGUUUCAGGUGUUUGCAGAACUCCUUGACCCAGUCAUCAAGGAGCGGCACAAUGGCUACGACCCUCAGACUAUGACCCAUCCCACCGACUUGGACUCCAGCAAGGUAUAGAGAUGCAACUUCAUUGAAAACAACAGUAUAGGGCUGCGUCCCAAAUGGCACCCUAUUCCUUUUGUAGUGCACUACUUUUGACCAGGGAAUAGGUUGUAGGCCCUGGUCAGAAGUAGUGCACUAUAAAGGGAAUAGGAUAACAUUUGGGAUGCUGCCUAGAUGUGACAGUGUGCCCUCACUAGUGAGAUUAAUAUAACUGGCUGAAUGGUGGCACUGUCCUUUAGCACCAAGUUUGCCCUGACCAUUGCUAUCUCUACCUAAUCUCUUUUCAGCACCACACACAGACGAUGUUAGGCGCUGCAUACUACUCUGUUACCUAACAUUAAAAGGUGGACAGAUUCACUCACCGGACGCUACACUAGGGGAGAACGACUGCCCCCUUUCAUUGAAGCCAUGUAGUUCAAGGCCGACCGAGGUGUUGCAGGCUGUUGUUUUGAGAAAGCAGGAUCCCCCUUUAUAGUCAAUGGGAAAAUGGAAUCUUCAUAUAAAGAACAAAUUCGAAGACAAUCAUGGUACCAAUAGUUGCUUCUAUUACACCAGAUGUAUGUCCUUGAACCAAUUAUUUUGAAAUCGCACACAGAAGAAGUUAUAAGGAUAGUUUAGUUGCUACCGGCAGCCUGCAGUACCCCAGUCGGCCUUCAACUUGAGAUACUCCAUGAGAGGGGGCAGUUGUUCUCCCCUGGUCGCAGCUUGCAACAUCACUUCCUGGAGUAGUUCAAACUGCGCUUGUUAUGUCUUGAGAAUCCCACCCAUGAGACCUCUUACCAAGAUAAAACAGACUUCCUGAGCUUCAAAUGCGCCAUUGAGUCGUCACAUAGGAAUGAAUGCUGUGACGUUGGCUUUGUCCAUUCAUAUACAGUCAAUGCAUUACACUAAUCAGUUAUACCAGCUAAUAUUAUAUCAUUAGGCAGUAAAUCCAUUGCGCAUACUAGAAUGUUAUGUUACGUGAAUAUAUUAUAUGCUACAAUGAAUUAUAUGGCAUACAAAUCAUUUGUUAAGGGAACAAAAUAUAGAAACAAUCAUAUGUCUUGACUUGGCUUAUACCCUUUUGCUCUUUGGGGAUCAUAGAUCAUUCACAAACUUCCUCCAUCAAUUUCGGUGUUGUGAUACUAGGCCUAUAUGUAAUACUAUUUACUAUACUAAAUGCCAUUCAUUCUUUUUCUAUUUCUCUCCAUUUGCAGCUCACGUCUGGCAACUUUGACGAGCGCUACGUGCUGUCAUCGCGGGUCAGGACUGGCCGUAGCAUCAGGGGGCUAAGCCUGCCCCCGGCGUGUACCCGGGCGGAACGCCGCGAGGUGGAGAGGGUGGUGGUUGACGCGCUGGCUGGCCUGAAGGGGGACCUGGCAGGGACCUACUACAGCCUCACCCACAUGACAGACCAGGACCAGCAGCAGCUCAUUGACGUGAGUCAAGGGGCCAAUCCAUUUGACGUGUUUUAAGGAAAUAAAGGAGAGUGAGAAAAGGGAAACAAUAGCAAUGAUUUUUUUUAGGACAUUGAUAUUGGUCCACUUUCAUUAAGACAGCAUUUCCUGUCUCUUUUGUUUUGAUAUAGGACCACUUCCUGUUUGACAAACCCGUGUCCCCUCUGCUGACCUGUUCGGGGAUGGCUCGUGAUUGGCCAGACGCACGCGGUAUCUGGUAAGCACCUGUUAGUUAUAGAUACGGACCCUUAGUGGUCAUAAACAGUCGUAACAGUGAGAGGUUUUCAUUGUUUCACUGUUAUUUGCAUACAGUUCGUGCUACACAUCAACAUGACCCUUCUUUAUGGAGGAUUUCCUUCUUGCAAAAUAAUGCCCUCUAGCUUGUAGCUCCUCUAGAUUGAGCCUUAAAAGUGCAUUAGUGGCAGGGAGCCUAGCAGUUAGUGUUGGUCGGGUAACCGAAAGGUGGCUGGUUCAAAUACCUGAGGCGACAAGGUGAAAAAUCUGUCAAUGUGUCCUUGAGCAAGGCACUUAACCCUAAUUUGCUCUAGGGCCGCUGUACUACUAUAGCUUACCCUAUGCUUCCCAGUUGAUACUGUUCGUGCAUAUAUUCUGACAAAAUCUUGUGACAUUUUUGUUGGUUUUGGUGUUAUGCAGUUUUUUUUGUUGUUUUUUGCUGUUCCAGCACACAUUUUUUCUUGAGGCUAGUCGAAGUUCGGUAGACGAAGUCUACACCCCUUCGUCGGUGAUUGGUCAACAGUAGGGAUUCUUCAAUUACGUGUUUGUUGUCAUUCAAUGAGAGAAGACUAGUUUUCAUGGACAUUUUGUUCACUUUAGAAAUACUGCACCAAACAUCUAACAUCUUAGUUAGAUGUAAAAUUGCGUGACUGAGACCUCCUCGGCAAAAACGUCUAAAUUGAUUACAGAUUUCUUGAUUUAUCUUAGAUUAAUUCGGACUAUUUUGAAGAAGUGUAUAUUGGCUAUUUGUUGCUAGGGCUUCUCAAGAGGGACAAACUGUAAUAUUUCUCUAUUUUCAACCGAAGGUCUUUUAAUGGCAGCUCCACCACUUUUCAACCUCAUUUUCAUUAUCUUCAUCUUCAGCGCAAUACCAAUGUCUAUGUCAUAUGUAACAAUAAAAGUGCAUUUCUAAGUUUUUGUAGAAAAAAAUAUAAAGUUAAAAAGUUCUACCUGAUGACAUCAUUUUCAAACACUAUGAGAUUCGCGGUGACGUGGGGAAAAAUAAAAUACCCUCCCUCUGGCUAAAAACUCAUUACAGGUUUUGAAAAUCCCAGUUUUAAUCCUACCCUGUGAUGUCACAGAGAAGCAUUUUUUAGGACCUUAUCUUUUUAACCACAGAUCUUAGAAACAUGCCAUUUUCACAUAUUUAGACACUGGUAUUGUGCUGGAGAUUAUGAAUAUGAGGUUGAAAAGUGGUGGAAUUGCCGUUUAAGGGAGUAUGCUAGGCAGAGAUGUUCGCUUUGCCUAGCCAUGUUCUUCUAGGUGCAAACCGAACCUAGUAUGUGGACGCCUUAAGACUGACCCUGUAAAACACCUAAUUUCACUGCACCUGUCCGAUGUAUGUGACAAUAAAAACAUAAACGACAACAACAGACAAUCAGGGCCAGAGCUACAUAUGAGGACAUAUUAUUUUACUUUUUUGGAACUCAGUCAGGGUCUCAACUUACUGUUGAGAGUUAAAAUAGUAGAAUACACAAGGUGCAAUUUCGAAACUUGGUUGUACAUUGGCAGUUUUUCUCUUGUUAUAUGUCACUCACUAACCAGGUUUCCAUCCAACCUUUUCAUGCGCGUAAAGUACAAUUUCAUGACAGGCCUGAUGGAAACAGAACAUUUCCCGGUAAACUUUCCAAAUGUCGACAAAACAAAAUACGCUAGACAAGUUGGGAUCUUUUUGUGUCAGUAAAAUGAAUUAUGCGAGAAAUGUCAGUGGAAACGCUUUUGUGCGCAAAUAUUUAUAUAAUAACCAUCAUAUCGAAGUUGACCUGGAGUCACACGAUGACAUGGUGUGUGGUCCUCCCACUGAUUUGUCGGGAAAGAAUGCAGUUUAUUAGGCUACAGAUUAAAUAAAGGAUGAUGACCUUCACAGUGUGGUGAAAGUGCACGGUGAUGAUCUUGAUGCUCCUUUCCAAUAAAUAUUGAGGGUCUUAUUCUGGGGACAUGAUAAUCGAUGCUUGGCUGCUGUUUGACAAAUAAAAGUAAUCUCGCUCUUUUGUCCAUAAUAGUAAUCUCAUCAGGUAGGCUAUAGGUGCACUCUAGCCAACAAUGUGCAGAUAGCAGUGUGCGCACGUGCCAAGACCAGAGUGGGCACACUCGCUAUAUAACGCAACAUGUUUUGUGAGAAAACCAUCAGUAGAGUUGAAAAUGCGAUGGAAACCCAUUUAACUUGUGUUUUUAUUCGGUACAUGGGAAUUUAACUGCAAAAGGUAUUUAAUGUGCACUACCUCAUCACACACAGCCUUUUAUCUGCAACAAGCCAAUUUCAUGGAAACAUCUUUGGAGGGAAAACAUGCAUAUUGUUUUUAUGCGGAUUUGAGAAUAUUCACAUUAAAAUCUGUUGCCAAUUGGAUGGAAACCUAGCUAUAGACAGUCACUAAAUUAGCCCAUAUCUGUUCAAAUUAGUCUAGUUAGACUAGCCAGCUAUCUAAACUUUUAGUUAUCAUGGCCGAAUUACCGACCGGGCAAGCAGGGUACAUGCCCAGGGGCCCUGACCUCCAGGGGGCCCCCAUUGAUGUAGCUAGUCACUCUUGCUCAGAUAUCAUAAUUAACAUGGCAUAAGGCAUGGCAAAAUGUGUAGAAUUGCAGGAAAUUAGCUGUAAAACUGCACAAUAAAAUACAAAUCUCUAAAGCAAAUGUAUUUGUUUACCUUUUGUUAAUAAAAUAAUUUUCUGCUAACAGAUCGCACUGUACGUAUUAAAUUAUAGUUUUCAAUCCCGGUGCUGAGUUAAUGUGAGUUAAUGUGCAGCGGCUAAUUGUAUACAGUGCCUUCAGAAAGUAUUCAUACCCCUUGACUUAUUCCACAUUUUGUUGUGUUACAGCCUGAAUUCAAAAUGGACUAAUUAAAUAAAACAUCUCACCCAUCUACACACAAUACCCCAUAAUGACAAAGUGAAAACAUGUUUUUAGAAAUGUUGGCAAAUGUAUUGAAAAUCAAAUACAGAAAUAUCUCAUUUACAUAAGUAUUCACACCCCUGAGUCAAUACUUUGUAGAAGCACCUUUGGCAGCGACUACAGCUGUGAGUCUUUCUGGGUAAGUCUUUUCAGGUCUUGCCAUAGAUUUUCAAGGAGAUUUAAGUCAAAACUGUAACUCGGCCACUCAGGAACAGUCACUGCCUUCUUGGUAAGCAACUCCAGUGUAGAUUUGGCCUUGUGUUUUAUGUUAUUGUCCUGCUGAAAGGUGAAUUCGUCUCCCAGUGUCUGGUCCAUCAUUUUUUAUCCUGAAAACCUCCCCAGUCCUUAACGAUUACAAGCAUACCCAUAACAUGAUGCAGCCACCACUGUUCUUGAAAAUAUGGAGAGUAGUACUCAGUAAUAUGUUGUAUUGGAUUUGCCCCAAACAUAACACUUUGUAUUCAGGACACAACGUUCAUUUCUUUGCCACAUUUUUAGCAGUAUUACUUUAGUGCAAACAGGAUGCAUGUUUUGUAAUAUUUUUAUUCUGUACAGGCUUCCUUCCUUUCACUCUGUCAAUUAGGUUAGUAUUGUGGAGUAACUACAAUGUCAUUGACCCAUCCUUAGUUUUCUCCUAUCACAGCCAUUAAACACGAACUGUUUUAGUCACCAUUGGCCUCAUGGUGAAAUCCCUGAGCGGUUUCCCUCCUCUCCGGCAACUGAUUUAGGAAGGACACCUGUAUCUUUGUAGUAACUGGGUGUAUUGAUAUACCAUCCAAAGUGUUAAUAACUUCACCAUGCUCAAAGGUAUAUGCAAUGUCUGCCCUUAUUUGCGAGGCAUUGGAAAACCUCCCUGGUCUUUGUGGUUGAAUCUAUGUUUGAAAUUCACUGCUCGACUGAUAAUACAGAUAAUUGUAUGUGUGGUGUACAGAGAUAAAAGAUAGUCAUUCAAAAAUCCUAUUAAACACUAUUAUUGCACAUAGUGAGUCGAUGCAACUAAUUAUGUGACUUGUUAAGCACAUUUGUACUCCUGAACUUAUUUAGGCUUGCCAUAACAAAGGGGUUGGAUACUUAUUGACUCAAGACAUUUCAGAUUUUCAUUUUUAAUUAAUUUCUAAAAACAGAAUUUCACUUUGACAUUAUGGGGUAUUGUUUGUAGGCCAGUGACAAAAAAAUCUCAAUUGAAUCCAUUUUAAAUUCAGGCUGGAACAGAACAAAAUGUGGAAAAAGUCAAUUGGCUAUGUGUUUGUAGAUUGACUGAGGUGAAUGAAGUACAGCAACCAAUGUGAUAAUGGCUGGGGUAAUUUUUGUUUGUUUUAGCUGUUCUCCAAAUGGCAUUUUAGAGUUUUUAAAUUGUAUAUAAAUGCAGUAAAUGAGCUUCAACUUUCUUUACAUUUAUAAGAAAGUUAACCCCCUUUCACCCCCCUCAAGACCUCACUAAAACUCAGACCCUGGCUAUGGCCCUGCAGACAAUGCCCUCUCCGCAUUGAGUUUCAGCCGGUGGCCCAAAAAUAGCCUGGUGCCAACCACAACCCUGUCAUGGCCCACUCCAGCAUCGAUCACCAGCCUCCCUUUUACCCCCCUCUGUGCCUACAGCAUACCAAACUCUUCUUCUCUCCUAUAUAAUUCACCCUCUCUCUCUCCGUUUGACAGCUCUCCUCCUUUCAUCCUGCCCUUCGCUCUCCUGGCUCCAGACCUGUCAAUUACUUCAUUAAAUUCUCUAAUUGUUUUUAGGAAGUCCGUUUUUAGUCAAUGCAAUUCAUACAAUGCAUUACAAUGAGAUUAUUAAUUGUAUGGCAUUACUGUAUGCAUAACAAUGCAUUACUAUGAGAUUAUUGCUUAUUGCAUUAUGGUAUGCAUAACAAUGCAUUACUAUGAGAUAAUUGCGUAUAUGGCAAUACUGUAUGCAUAACAAUGCAUUACUAUGAGAUUAUUGUGUAUAUGGCAAUACUGUAUACGGCCAUCAUCACCUCAAUGUUUUGUGAAUGAAGUUAUAAAGUAAGUACAUUUAUGGUAAAUGGAACCCGGGACAUCAACUCUAGUUGGUGCAAUGGAGAAUAGGAAAAUGAUCUCUUAGUCAUAUACUGAUAUUGUCUAACUCAAUCCAUUAUGACGAGGGCUCUGAGGAAUGUAUUUCCUUUUACCAACAUUAAGGAAAAGCAUUGAUAUCAAUGGUUGAGAUCAGCUCCGCCUAAAUAGUCUACGGACGCUGGUGGCAAUGGUGGGAUCCGUUUCCAUUGGGUAGCAAUACACAAGUAUUUGUGUUUUUAAAAACACACAUGUUGAUUUCAAUAUUGAUUUAAGUAUUGGUUUAAGAGUGAUUUUAAACCAUCUCCACUCCUUUGUACCAAACCCAGGCACAACAACACGAAGACCUUCCUCAUCUGGAUCAAUGAAGAGGAUCACACCAGGGUCAUCUCUAUGGAGAAGGGAGGCAACAUGAAGAGAGUCUUUGACCGCUUCUGCACAGGCCUGAAAGAGGUGCACACACACACUCACACACUUUAAUUAUUUAUCUAAUUGUUCCAAGUUCCUCAUUAGAUGCAGAUGCAGGAGACGCCAAAAUGUCAAAGCAAGGACUGUUAUUGAACAGUAGCAAUGACUACACUACACACACUCAGAAAUACACACAAGUAUUUGAAUACUACAGUGCAUUCGGAAAGUAUUCAGACCCAUUGACUUUUUCCACAUUUUGUUACAUUACAGCCUUAUUCUAAAAUUGAUUAAAUAAAACAUUUUCCUCAUCAAUCUACACACAAUACCCCAUAAUGACAAAGCAAAAACAGGUUUUUAGAAAUCUCUUCAAAUGUGUGACAAAUAAAAAACAGAAAUACCUUAUUUACUUAAGUAUUCAGACCCUUUGCUAUGAGACUCGAAAUUGAGCUCAGGUGCAUCCUGUUUUGAUUGAUCAUCCUUGAGAUGUUUCUACAACUUCAUUGAAGUCCACCUGUGGUGAAUUCAAUUGAUUGGACAUGAUUUGGAAAGGCACACACCUGUCUAUAUAACGUCCCACAGUUGACAGUGCAUGUCAGAGCAAAAACCAAGCCAUGAGGUCUAAGGAAUUGUCCGUAUAGCUCAGAGACAGGAUUGUUUUGAGGCACAGAUCUGGGGAAGGGUACCAAAACAUUUCUGCAGCAUUGAAGGUCCCCAAGAACACAGUAGCCUCCAUCAUUUGGAACCACCAAGACUCUUCCUAGAGCUGGCCGCCCGGCCAAACUGAGCAAUCGGGGGAGAAGAGCCUUGGUCAGGGAGGUGACCAAGAACCCGAUGGUCAAUCUGACAGAGCUCCAGAGUUCCUCUGUGGAGAUGGGAGAACCAAUCAGGCCUUUAUGGUAGAGUGGCCAGACGGAAGCCACUCCUCAGUAAAAGGCACAUGAAAGCCCUCUUGGAGUUUGCCAAAAGGCACCUAAAGACUCUCAGACCAUGAGAAACGAGAUUCUCUGCUCUGAUGAAACCAAGAUUGAACUCUUUGUCCUGAAUGCCAAGCGUCACAUCUGGAGGAAACCUGGCACCAUCCCUACGGUGAAGCAUGGUGGUGGCAGCAUCAUGCUGUGGGGAUGUUUUUCAGUGGCAGAGACUGGGAGACUAGUCAGGAUCGAGGGAAAGAUGAACGGACCAAAGUACAGAGAGAUCCUUGAUGAAAACCUGCUCCAGAGCACUCAGGACCUCAGACUGGGGCGAAGGUUCACCUUCCAACAGGACAAUGAUCCUAAGCACACAGCCAAGACAAUGCAGGAGUGGCUUCAGGACAAGUCUCUGAAUGUCCUUGAGUGGCCCAGCCAGAGCCCGGACAUUAACCCGAUCAAACAUCUCUGGAGAGACCUGAAAAUAGCCCGUCAGCGACACUCCCCAUUCAACCUGACAGAGCUUGAGAGGAUCUGCAGAGGAGAAUGGGAGAAACUCCCCAAAUACAGGUGUGCCAAGCUUGUAGUGUCAUACCAAAGAAGACAUGAGGCUGUAAUCACUGCCAAAGGUGCUUCAACAAAGUACUGAGUAAAGGGUCUGAAUACUUAUGUAAAGGUGAUAUUUCCAGGGUUUUUUAAUAUACAUUUGCUAAAAAAUCUAAAAACCAGUUUUUGCUUUGUCAUUAUGGGGUAUUGUGUGUAGAUUGAUGAGGGGAAAAAACAAUUUCAUCAAUUUUAGAAUAAGGCUGUAACGUAACAAAAUGUGGAAAAAGUCAAGGGGUCUGAAUAUUUUCAGAAUGCACUGUAUAUAUGGACCCAGAAUAUAACAUGGUAGCGUACAAGAACCUGGGUUUUUUGAAGGUCAAGACAAAGAUACACAACCGAUCACUAUAUGGCUGCUGACCGACAGUGUAUGUUUGCAAGAUAAAUUGCAUUUCAUUUUAAAAUCUAUGUUUUCAUCUAAUCUAAAGUUGUAAUGCAAUGUUUGGUCAGGUGGAGAGGCUGAUUCAGGAGAAAGGCUGGGAGUUCAUGUGGAAUGAGAGACUGGGCUACAUCCUCACUUGCCCCUCCAACCUGGGCACUGGGCUCCGCGCUGGUGUACACGUCAACCUGCCCAAGCUCAGCAAGGUAACACACACACAAACUGCAAUAUCUACUCAGAGCACCAACAAUCAUACACAGCAAAAAUGGAGUCUUACCUUGAUUUUGUUUAUCUUGUAUUGAGUGAAAAUGAAUUUUAAAUGACUUUUUUUCUUACCAAGAUACAUUAUCUUACUACAUUGGCAGAUCAUGUUGCUUAUUUUGACCUAAAAAGGCUUGACACAAGUGGGGUAAGGUAAUUUCUCUUGUGUCAAGAUAUUUUUUCUUAAUAAGACGUCUUACUAAGAUAAAUAUUUGGCUUGCCCCAUACAGAUUUACACACUCACAAACACACAAACCUCUAUACCCUCACACCAGCGACCAACAAGAUCACCACUUUCCAGUCAUUCAAGCCCCAUUAGUCUUCUGAAAAUUCCUCUCCCCUAACCAGGGCCAUGCUUGUGAGCAAAACGUUUUUACAUCGGAAAUGAGUGUUUCCUGUUGGACAAGUUCAGAUCGUAUCUCUUCAUUUCGGACCGUUUUCCUACGUUUUGUGCCCUAUCAAAAUCAAAUCAAAUUGUAUUGGUCGCAUACACAUAUUUAGCAGAUGUUAUUGUGGGUGUGGUGAAAUACUUGUGUUCCUAGCUCCAACAGUGCAGUAGUAUCUAACAAUUCACACAAAUCUAAAAGUAAAAUAAUGGAAUUAAGAAAUAUAUAAUAUUAGGAUGAGCAAUGUCAGAGUGGCAUUGACUAAAAUACAGUAGAAUACAGUAUAUACAUAUGAAAUUAGUAAAGCACUAUGUAAACAUUAUUAAAGUGACCAGUGUUCCAUUAUUAAAGUGACCAGUGAUUCCAAGUCUAUGUACAUAGGGCAGCAGCCUCUAAGGUGCAGGGUUGAGUAACCGGGUGGUAGCCGGCUAGUGACAGUGACUAAGUUCAGGGCAGGGUACUGGGUGGAGGCCGGCUAGUGAUGGCUAUUUAACGGUCUGAUGGCCUUGAGAUAGAAGCUGUUUUUCAGGGUCUCGGUCCCAGCUUUGAUGCACCUGUACUGACCUCGCCUUCUGGAUGAUAGCGAGGUGAACAGGCCGUGGCUCGGGUGGUUGAUGUCCUUGAUGAUCUUUUUGGCCUUCCUGUGACAUUGGGUUCUGUAGGUGUCCUGGAGGGCAGGCAGUGUGCCCCCGGUGAUGCGUUGGGCAGACCGCACCAGCCUCUGGAGAGCCCUGCGGUUGCAGGCGGUGCAGUUUCCGUACCAGGUGGUGAUACAGCCCGACAGGAUGCUCUCAAUGGUGCAUCUGUAAAAGUUUGUGUCUGUAACCCCACUGCAGGACCCCCGCUUCACAAAGAUCCUGGACAACCUGCGUCUGCAGAAGAGGGGCACCGGAGGAGUGGACACUGCAGCCGUGGGCAGCACCUUUGACAUCUCCAACCUGGACAGACUGGGACAGUCAGAGGUAAUAGGGAAUACAUAGUGUAGGGUGAAGUUUCUCUUAGACACUGAUCUUGAGUCAGUUUGGAAUUUCCCCCCACUAAUGGUUAAGGUUAGGAUUGGGAAAGGGAAGCUGAUUCUAGAUCUGCCACUGCCACGGGGUGCAUCUCAAUAGUCUAAAAUGGCAUACUCUCCACUCCUCUCGUUUACCUGCACCUACAAUACAUUAAAAUACAAGGCAAUGCAAUAAAAGUUAUUAUCCCAAAUGAGGAAAUUCACUUGGUCAUUACAACUAAUGUAGGACUGAGAUGGAGGACAUUCAUCAAUAGCCUAAGCUCCUUAUGAGCCAAGGGCUUAAGAAGGCAAAUCAAAAGCUGUUAUUCAAAAUCUGAGAAGGUAGGUCAACACAAUACGGUGAAGAGUACCAAAUGCAUUUGCUUUACAGCUCGAUAUAGUAAAUGAGAGGAUAUGAGCGAGGAAGCCAUUUUAGACUACUGAGAUGCGGCCAUGGGUUGUACUGGAAGGCUUGAACAAUGUCUUGAGGAGAGUCUGUCUUGCCUCUGUUUGUGUGUUGUGUACCCUCUUGUGUUCCCAGUCAUGCUGUCAUGCCUGUGUCUGCAUGCGAGAUGGUGACAUAGAUAAAGGAAGACAAUGGGACUAUUCUGUAUUAUGUGUUGUUGGUGGUGUGAGUCCUGGAGAGCCACAAUAUGUGCAGAGUACCAGACACUUGUACAGUCUAUGCCAAGGCGCAUUGAAGCUGUUCUGGCAGCUCUUGGUGGCCCAAUGCCCUAUUAAGACACUUUCUGUUGGUGGUUCAUUUAUUAUGGCAGUUACCUGUAGAUCCUCCACUAACACUGUGCAUUUACACACACACACACACACACACACACACACACACACACACUCACACACACACCAAUUAAGAUGUGGUUGACUAUUUGAAUCAGGUAUGGGAAAAAAGCCUGCACACACUGCCGCUCUCCAGGACCAAUCGGUGAGGAAUGCAGAUAUGUUAAACACCUAACUAGAUGUUGUGAGAUCUGGCACAGUCUGCAAUGCAGUCGUUCUCCAACACACCCACUGUCUCUCUGUGUGAUCAGGUCCAGCUAGUGCAGACGGUGGUGGACGGCGUCAACUACCUGAUCGACUGUGAGAAGAAACUGGAGAAGGGUCAGGACAUCAAGAUCCCCCCGCCGCUCAAG